Molecule: messenger RNA, 453 nt
Organism: Acaulospora morrowiae
Lineage: Eukaryota; Fungi; Glomeromycota; Glomeromycetes; Diversisporales; Acaulosporaceae
Source: the annotation of a GenBank genome assembly
AUGAGGGUGAAGAUAAAUCUGCUGCUAAAGGUUCUAAUAUCGAGGCUUCAACACUUGAUACAAAUGGCCUUGGUAACAAUAAUACCUCUAAAUAAUCAAACAUCUGUCAAAAAGCCAAACAGUCAAAAGUCUUCCAUUGUGAUGAAGAAAUGUAUUUUAGAUUUGAUAAAGGAACAACAAAACCAAGUGCCUCUGACAAAAACUAUAAGUCAAUUAAAGAGCAAUUUGAAAGUAGAUCAAGAAAAAUUAGAAAGAUCAGCUGUGAAUCACACUUGUUCUCAUAAUAAUAAUAUAAAGAAAAAUAAUGACUCUGUUCAAAAUGAAGUAGUUAAAAAAGAAUAUCUAUCCCUAUACAUGAAACCUAAUGUAGAAUGUAUGCAGUCAAGUUGCAAAGGUUCUACCAUCUCAUCUGUUAUUGAAAAUCUAAACAUUCACUAUGGAACUUUAGUAUAG